GUUUCUUCUCUCUACUUAUUUCUCUUACUUAAUUUCCCAUAUCCUACCCACCAUUUUUCUUUUUCCAGUUUUGUCUCUACCUACAUAUAACUUCUUCUUCUUCUUCUUCUUCUUCUUCUGUCAAAAAACUUUAAUUAGCAUUUCUUUAAGUACUCAAAGAAAAGUUUAAAAGAAAAAGAUCUUAACAAUUUUAAUUUUCUUUCUUUCUUUUUGGGUAUCUCUAAACUUCACAAAUGCUGCAAGCAAAGCGUGGCCACAGAUUCUUCAAGUUUAGAUCAAUUCUGUCACUUUCUCAUGCAUCUCUUUCUAGUUCUUGAAACCUUUAAUUGAUUUCCUAUUCUGUCCUCGUUUCAUAAUAAUAUUUACUUCCCACCCUUAAUACAACUCUAUUCAUCAUUUGGAAUCUUUCCCCACCACUUUCUUUCUUAUUCUCUUGUCAAAUCCAAGAGUCUCUCUUUCUCUCUUUUCUUUACCAUUAUCUUUUCUGGCUCAAAAAUGGUUUUCAAGAAGUAUGACUUCUCACGCGCAGUUGUAGAAAUGGCAUGGAUCAUUCUUAGAAUUGAUUAUUCAAGGCUUUUCUGGCUUCUGUUUGGUGUUUUCUCUUAUGAAAAUCAUGAAGGAAAGCCUCGGAUUUAGGACUGUCUCCCUUCUAUAAUUCUAUUCUCUUAUUCAUAUAUACGUAUUUUAGUUAACCUUUUCAAAAGUGUACCUUAUUUUAUUAUUCUGGCGUGCGUACCCAUCAUAUAAAGUACUACAAAGUUUGGAUUUUUCAAGAUUUUACCAAAACAUAGUCUAUAAGGCAAUACUAAGCUAUUUUGCAACCUUUUUUCUCUUAUAAUAUAAUCAAGAAAACAUGUACAGAAGAAAUCAAGUAGAAACCAAGGAGGACGAUCAUGGAUACGUCGAAACCGACUCGACCGGCCGGUACGGUAGGUUUGAUGAAGUGCUUGGCAAAGGAGCAAUGAAAACAGUUUAUAAGGCAAUUGAUGAAGUUCUAGGAAUGGAGGUGGCUUGGAAUCAAGUCAAGCUUAAUGAGGUGCUUCGUUCGCCGGACGACUUGCAGAGAUUAUACUCAGAGGUUCACCUUCUCAGUACACUCAACCAUGACUCCAUCAUCCAAUUUCACACCUCAUGGAUAGAUGUUCAUCACAAAACCUUCAACUUCAUCACUGAAAUGUUUACUUCAGGAACUUUGAGAGGAUAUCGAAAGAAAUACAAGCGAGUAAACAUUCGAGCCAUUAAGAACUGGGCAAGACAGAUCUUACAAGGCCUUGUCUAUUUACAUGGUCAUGACCCUCCAGUAAUCCACAGAGACUUGAAAUGUGACAAUAUCUUUGUCAAUGGACAUCUUGGACAGGUCAAGAUUGGUGAUCUAGGCCUUGCAGCAAUCCUCCGAGGCUCCCAAUCCGCGCAUAGUGUUAUAGGCACCCCAGAGUUCAUGGCACCAGAAUUAUAUGAAGAGGAUUACAAUGAGCUUGUUGAUGUUUACUCAUUUGGCAUGUGUGUUUUAGAGAUGCUAACUUCUGAGUACCCUUACAGUGAAUGUGUUAAUCCAGCACAAAUUUACAAGAAAGUGACAUCGGGGAAAUUACCUGCAGCAUUCUACCGGAUUCAGGACUUGGAAGCGCAGCGAUUUAUUGGAAAAUGCAUAGUAACUGCUUCGAAAAGAGUAUCAGCGAAAGAACUACUGCUUGAUCCGUUUCUUGCUUCUGAUAAAGCUGAACCAUCACCUGUUUCAAGGAUUGGAAAUCCAAAGCCAUUUUUAAAUUGUACUGAAAUGGAGAAGCUACAACUGAGUGAAGAUGAUUCAACAAGAACAAACAUGACUAUCACAGGAAAGCUUAAUCCUGAAGAUGAUACCAUCUUUCUUAAAGUACAAAUUGCUGAUAAAGAUGGCAUUUUAAGGAAUAUAUAUUUUCCUUUCGAUAUUUUACAUGAUACUCCAAUAGAUGUUGCAAUGGAGAUGGUUAAGGAGCUGGACAUAGAUGAUUGGGAACCGAUUGAAAUUGCUGAAAUGAUUGAUGGAGAGAUUUCAUCUCUGGUGCCAAAUUGGAAGAAAUGGGACUUACCUCAAACUGGAGCCUAUCACAUAUUCAACUACCAAGAAGACGAUAGGACUAAUAAUCCUUUCCACCCUUCUUCCUCAUGUUCAUCAUCUCAAGCAUCCAUAUCUGGAAUAAAGACAAAUUGGCUUCAAGAUGACUUGUUUGAUGAUACAAGCUCUGAAAGCUCUUCACACUCAGGAUCAUAUUCCAACUUGAAUUACAUUUCGGGCGAUGAUCACAAAUUUGAUACCACCAAAACAGGAAGAGAUAAGCAUUUAAUCACAAGGUCUCACAAUUCAACAAGAUUCUGUCCUGAAGACAAUUCAAAAUCUUUUGUUGGUCAAGCAAUUGCUAGAGAUGCCUACAAACACUGCAAGAAUUUGUUGGAGUCACAAAAUGGAGGAGCUCUAACAAAAAGGGUAAUUGAAAGCCGGAGAUUAACAAGGAACCGGUCGUUAGUAGAUGUUCGUAGCCAGUUAUUACACCGGUCAUUAGUCGAAGAAGUUAACAAGAGAAGAUUGUUCAAGACGGUUGGAGCAGUUGAAAAUGUAGGUUUUGUACCACCUCCUUUGGAUAAUAAAAAGGCGUCACAAAAGAAAUCGAGCAGAAGAAAAUAAAAAGUGAUAACUUUUGUCUGAAUUGGAGAACAAAGGAAAAUUAAGGCUUCAACUAUGAGCUAAACUAAUGAGGAAGAUUUGGAAAUCAUCCAUGUCUGGAUAGUAUUGAGAAGAUUCACUUAUACUAUCCAAUGUAAUAUACAUUGUGCAUUAGAAGACUAUGGCCUCUAUGUUAGGGCCUGUUUGGCUGAGCUGUUCCGGAGACAAAUGUUCGACAUUUGAGUUCCUAGUAAUUAGUUCAAAGGGUAUACAGUAAAACUAGCAUUUAGUUUAGAGCCGCGGUUCAAGACUACUUGUUUAUGGUUCAAAAUUAUAACUGAAACGCUGAAAAUUGAAAUUUUCAGCUGUUAGCAUUUCGACUUUCAAGUGCAGCCGGUGGACAAGGCUACAAAUAUUAUUUAUGUUUAUAUCCCAAAAUAAAGAAAUAUGUUUAAUGAGUUAGUUAACAAGCAUAUCUAUAUGUAAAUAGUACCUUUUUGGUGGAGCAAGCAAGACUAUUGAAUAGUACCUUGAUGCUCACUCUUAAAUAUAGUGAACUGUGUGCAUAUAUAUCUUGGUUUGAUGAGGUGUGAGAAUAAAAGCAUAAAUGAAAAUUGUGAUUUUGUAUUUUU
Molecule: messenger RNA, 3273 nt
Organism: Jatropha curcas
Lineage: Eukaryota; Viridiplantae; Streptophyta; Magnoliopsida; Malpighiales; Euphorbiaceae
Gene: WNK4
Product: WNK family serine/threonine-protein kinase 4
Biological process (GO): protein phosphorylation
Molecular function (GO): ATP binding; protein kinase activity
Source: RefSeq, a predicted model, not a curated record